Messenger RNA from Arvicola amphibius (Eurasian water vole), 2714 nucleotides. It is a transcript of the gene Galc, whose product is annotated as galactosylceramidase. Gene Ontology annotation, molecular function: galactosylceramidase activity. The record is from RefSeq and is a predicted model, not a curated record. Gene Ontology annotation, cellular component: lysosome. NCBI's taxonomy places the organism in Eukaryota, Metazoa, Chordata, Mammalia, Rodentia, Cricetidae. The transcript has 17 exons. Bases 1 to 2064 code for a protein of 687 amino acids. Gene Ontology annotation, biological process: galactosylceramide catabolic process.
AUGGCUGGCAGGCCACUUAAGGCUUCCCAGCAACGCCGGGCUAAAGCCAUGAUCGCCGCCGCCGCCGCGGGCUCGGCAGGCCGUGUCGCGGUGCCCUUGCUGUUGUGCGCACUGCUAGCGUCCAGCGGCGCCUACGUGCUCGACGACUCCCACGGGCUGGGCCAGGAGUUCGACGGCAUCGGCGCAGUCAGCGGCGGCGGGGCAACCUCUCGGCUUCUAGUAAAUUACCCAGAGCCCUUUCGUUCUGAAAUACUGGAUUAUCUCUUUAAGCCAAACUUCGGUGCCUCUUUGCAUAUUUUAAAAGUGGAAAUCGGUGGUGAUGGGCAAACAACAGAUGGCACCGAACCAUCCCACAUGCACUAUGAACUAGAUGAGAAUUAUUUCCGAGGCUAUGAGUGGUGGUUGAUGAAGGAAGCCAAGGAGAGGAACCCUAAUAUUAUCCUCAUGGGGUUGCCAUGGUCAUUUCCUGGAUGGCUGGGCAAAGGUUUCAGCUGGCCUUAUGUAAAUCUUCCGCUGACUGCCUACUAUAUUGUGAGAUGGAUUUUGGGUGCCAAGCAUUAUCAUGACCUGGACAUUGAUUAUAUUGGGAUUUGGAAUGAAAGGCCAUUUGAUGCCAACUAUAUAAAGGAAUUAAGAAAAAUGCUGGACUACCAUGGUCUGCAGCGAGUGAAAAUCAUAGCAAGUGAUAAUCUCUGGGAGCCCAUCUCUUCUUCCAUGCUGUUUGACCGUGACCUCUGGAAGGUGGUUGAUGUCAUAGGAGCUCAUUAUCCCGGAACCCGGACAGUGUGGAAUGCAAGGCUGACAGGGAAGAAGCUUUGGUCGUCGGAAGAUUUUAGCACCAUCAACAAUGAUGUUGGUGCAGGCUGCUGGGGUCGCAUAUUGAAUCAGAACUAUAUCAAUGGCAAUAUGACCUCCACAAUUGCUUGGAAUUUGGUGGCUAGUUACUAUGAGGAGCUGCCUUAUGGGCGAAGUGGAUUGAUGACUGCCCAGGAGCCAUGGAGUGGGCAUUAUGUUGUCGAAGCUCCUAUCUGGAUAACAGCUCAUACAACUCAGUUUACUCAGCCAGGCUGGUAUUACCUGAAGACAGUUGGCCAUCUAGAGAAAGGAGGAAGCUAUGUAGCUCUGACUGAUGGCUUGGGGAACCUCACCAUCAUCAUCGAAACCAUGAGUCAUAAACACUCCAUGUGUAUACGGCCAUAUCUACCAUAUUAUAAUGUCUCACGCCAGCUGGCCACCUUCACUCUCAAGGGAUCUUUGAGAAAAAUACAAGAGCUACAGGUGUGGUAUACCAAGCUUAGAGGACCAUCGGAGAGGCUUCAUUUCAAACAACUGGACUCUCUAUGGCUCCUGGACAGCGGUGGCAGUUUUGCCUUGGAGCUGCAGGAGGACGAGCUGGUGACGCUCACCACUCUCACCACGGGCCGCAAAGGCAGCUACCCUCCGCCUCCCAAGUCGCGGCCCUUCCCCAGAAGCUAUAAGGAUGACUUCAACGUUGAUUACCCAUUUUUUAGCGAAGCUCCGAACUUUGCUGAUCAGACCGGCGUGUUUGAGUACUACAUAAAUAACGAAGACCCCGGACCGCAUCGCUUCACACUGCGCCAAGUUCUCAAUCAACGACCUAUCACCUGGGCUGCCGACGCUUCCAGCACGAUCAGCAUUAUAGGCAAUUACCACUGGACCAACAUGACUGUACAGUGUGAUGUCUACAUAGAGACCCCUCACAGUGGGGGCGUGUUCAUCGCCGGAAGGGUGACCAAAGGGGGCAUUUUGGUGAGGACGGCUACAGGAGUUUUCUUCUGGAUUUUUGCAAAUGGAUCUUACAGAGUCACAGCUGAUCUUGGAGGAUGGAUCACAUAUACUUCAGGACACGCUGACAUUACAGCAAAAAGAUGGUAUACACUCAGCCUGAGCAUUAAGGGUUAUUUCGCCUCUGGCAGGUUGAACGGCAAGAUCCUGUGGGAAAACGUCCCUGUGAAAUACUCAGGGAAUGGCUGGGCUGCAAUCGGAACGCACACCUUCGAGUUUGCGCAGUUUGACAACUUUCACGUGGAAGCGGCUCACUAGUACUCACAGGGCCUCAAGACACUAUUUGGAUUUUCUAUUUUUGAUUUCAAUUCAGGGCCAGUUUUGAUGGACCUAUAUGUGAGCCUUUGAGGCUAGCAAUAGUGCAGAGUAUAUAGGGAAAAUGGUACACGGUUGCCAGAUCCUAUGAAAGAUUUAAUUAGAACUAAUUCCGGAAGGAAUGCAGAUGUCUUUGGCAUUGCCUGCGGUAGCCUUAACACUGUUGGUCCCAUCCUUCAGGAGUGGUUUGGGUGGUACCUGCUUUGCAGUCUUGGCACUGAUACCUUGGUAGCGCUCUCCAUACUGUUUGUAAAUCAUCAUGCAGAUGGCCAGGCCCUGAGAGCCACAGGCGGUUUGUGAGCGAGCACUGACCAUGUGUCUAAAUGAGUGGAGGCAUCCUUAGAAGAUGCUGAUGCUUAAGCGGAAGCUGAUGAACACUUCAGUGCACACUUUAACAUGCUGUCCUCUCUCUCUCAGAAACACACACACACCCUCUCCCUCACACGCCCCUCUCCCUCCCUCCCCCCUCCUUGUCUCUCUGCCUUCUUCCCCCCAUAAUGCUGCCUUUGGAAUUGGUGGGAUGAUUUGAAAAAUACCUCAUUAAUAAACUAACUCCAAAGCCAUUUUUGCAGUAAUAAAAAUAAUUAAAUUGG